This is a messenger RNA of Hydra vulgaris (swiftwater hydra), 2898 nucleotides long. Its product is annotated as NEDD4-binding protein 2. Gene Ontology annotation, cellular component: nucleus. The record is from RefSeq and is a predicted model, not a curated record. Gene Ontology annotation, molecular function: endonuclease activity. Lineage: Eukaryota; Metazoa; Cnidaria; Hydrozoa; Anthoathecata; Hydridae.
AUACCGAUUAAACGUAAAUAGUUCACAAAAUGUAAUCGGUCAGACCACUCUUAUAUUAUAGAUUCCUAAAUUUAUUUACUAAUAUGAUGUAGGUGCAUUGUUUAGAAUGUCAAGCACCUUUUAUAUAGAUUCUGAUAGUAACACCAAAGAACAGUUGAAUAAUAGAAAUGAAACAAAAAAGAAAUUUUAUGAGAUGUUUAAAAAAAAAAUUGAAUUUGAAAUUAUUGAUAUGGUAUUUUCAAAUUGUAAAUAUAAUUUUGAUGAAACAUUUGAGAACUUAUUAGGUAUAGCUGAACAGACAAAAAAAUCACUCGAUGUAAAUCCUGUAAAUAAUAGUGAUGUUUUAUACCAAAAAAAAGUAAAAGCUCAACAACCGUUAAAUUUAUUGGAUCAGUUUUCUACAAGCAAUACUUCAAAGAAAAUGCACGUUGUUCCUUUUUCUCCAUACAAUCAACCCACUUUUUAUAAUGCAAAAAAAGAUGAGGAUUCAUUCGAAAAGUUUGUACAAGAUACCCAGAAUUUUAUUCUGGUUAUAAUGCGUGGUCUUCCAGGAGCUGGAAAAUCAACAAAAGCAAGGCAGUUGAGAGGUGCAAAUGGUGUGCUAUACUCAACAGAUGAUUUUUUUUUUGUCAAUGAUAGAUACAUAUAUGAUCCAAAUCGAUUAAGUGAUGCUCACGAAUGGAAUCAAAAUCGAACAAAAAAAGGUAUGGAGAUAAAGAUAUCACCAAUCAUUAUAGACAACACAAAUAUGAUGGCCUGGGAAAUGAAACCAUACGUUGCAAUGGCAUUAACACACGAUUAUGAUGUUUUCAUAGUAGAACCGGAUACACCUUGGGCUUGGAAACCUAGUGAGCUAGCAAAACGAAAUGCUCAUGGCGUACCAAAAGAAAAAAUUGAGCGAAUGAAGGAAAGAUAUGAAAAAAAUGUAACAGUUGAUAGUAUUAUAAAGAACUUUAAAUUGAAAGUGCCAUUAAGUUAUAAAAAAAAAAUUGUUCCUAUGCAAUCAACUCUAUCUCUUGAAACAGAUUCAUCAAAAGUGGUUGACAAAAGUAUAUUUAUAAGUAACGGCAGUGAAAAGUAUCAUGAAUAUAUUGAAUUAAGUUGUAUACCCCAAAAUAAUGUACAUAUAAACAGUGUUGAUAAAUUAGAGGAUAUUGCUAAUAAAGAUAUUUCUUCACCUCCCAAUUCAAAAACAAUCAUGAAAAGCAGUUUAGGUAAAAUUGAUGAUAUUGUCACUGCUCUUAAAUCUUGGUGUGUUGGUUCUGAUUCUGGUUGCAUUAUUGAAGAUACAAAUCGAAAAAAUGAAAAUAAUGUACUUAAAAGCACCUCAAAUGAAUCAAAUUUUUCUCAUAAAGUUAAAAGAGAUGAAUUUUUUGAAUUUAACGUCAAAUUUCUUACAGAGUGCUUUCCGCUCCAAGAUGAAAAUUAUUUACGUGACUGUCUUUUACAAUUCAAUGAAAAUCUUUUGACAACUUGUGAUUAUUUAUGUGAGCAAACUAAUAUAUCUGUUCAAUUUGAUAUUGACAGAAAUGAUGAUGUAUCUGCCAACAUAAAUAUUAUAAACCAAAAUUCCAAUUUUCAAAAUUGUGGAGAAAUAUUUUAUUGUGACAUUAAUAGCGAUGAAAAUGUAAACAUUGUUAUUGAUCGAAGACUUGGAAUGGAGUUAUCUAAGAGGUUUGGAUCACCAGAUGAUAUUGAUAGCUUUAAUUCAAAUGAUUUUAUUAUGGAGUUAAAUUCUGAGUUGGCUCGGCAAUUAUAUUUAAGUUGGCGGAAAUCAAUGAAGAAAAGAAAGUCUACUGAACAAACAGAUUUAAAGUAUGGACAAGAAUUGCAUAGAUUGCAAAGUCAUCAAACUGAUCAAACAGAGUAUGUUGAUGGUAAUACUAGAAAGAAACAAAAAAUGGUGCCUAUUGGUUAUAGUUAUAGUAAAGACGCAAACACAAAAUUCUUCAUGAAAGAUCUUAUUAAGGAUUCAUCUGGUAAGCAGUUAACAGCCAAGCAAAUAUCUAUUCGUGAAGAGCUUUAUAAAAAGUUUCCUGGGGCAGAUAAAGAUGCUCUUAAUGAUGUGCUAGAAUUAAAUGGGUAUUGUUUAAAAGCGACUAUUUCACUGGUGAACUCUUCUUGUAAUAUAAAGGAUGGAGUUGAUAAUGUUUAUGCUAAGGGUUGGAAAGCUGUUGAGUUUCCUUCCCACAAGCUUACUAUAAAAACUGAAGAAAAUGUCAAGGUUGAAAAUGAAAACAAUAUUUUUCAAAACCUUUCAGAAAAAGAACAAAAUUAUAAUGAUCUACGCGCAGAGGCAUACCAGUUUGCAGAAUUGCGAACACUAUGUUUUAAAAAAGCUGCUGAGGCAUUUCAAGAAAAGAAUGGACCUGUUGCUCAAUAUUAUGCAGACCAGGUAUUUGCUCAAUAUUAUGCAGACCAGGCUUGUUGUUAUACAAAUAAAAUGAAAGAAGCACAUGCUCGUGCUGCUAAACUCACACUUCUUCGAAGGAAUGCAAAAACUUCACCAGACAUCAUAGACUUGCAUGGACUUCAUGUUAAUGAAGGCAUCGCAGCACUCAAAGCACAUAUAAAAGAUUGUAAAAAUGUUGGUAUCAAUUCUAUAAAAGUAAUUACUGGUUGGGGAAAACACAGCAGAAACAGCAAUUCACCUCUUCGAAAUGCUGUUUUAACAUAUUUACAAAAGAGUAAUUAUCGAUUUGAACAAAGAAGUCAUGGAGGUGAGAUGAAAGUUUUUAUCUAAUACUUAUUAUUAAAUAUCUCAUUAAGUUUAAUUGUAAAUUAUAAAAUUUUUAUUUGGUAUAUGCAGCUAACUUUAAAAAGGGUUUUUAUCCAGUUUUUUACCUUGUAUGAAACUUUGUAUAAAAUUUGAAAUAUAAUAUCUGAAUAUAAUUUAAA